AUGACUCUCCCUCCCGAAACCGAGGAUAUCCUCGCCGCCUGUCACCGCCUGCCCAGCGACAUACAGCUGCUUAUCUACUAUCAGCUCGCCCUCUCGCCCUCAUUCUCCUUUAUCUUCACCUGCAGAGAGAACUACGAGAGACAUGUCUGUCGCUUGUAUACCUGCGUCGUCCUGAAUGCCCAGACUGCUCCCUCCUUCUACCACGCCAUAGGCGGCCACGAUGAUGAAGACGAGUGGCAAGAACCUCCCGAGCUAUGGCCUAUGGCAGCCCGCAAGGCUGCCUUCCAGCUCAACCGAAAUGUCCCACCACCUAUCCCCUCCCCCUCAUUUCCUCUCCUCUCCCUCUCGCCCACAGCUCGGAAAAUCCUCCUCAUCAACCUCACUCUUGACAUUACCCUCGUCGACCGCGAGGCCCUCGAGUACACCGAGCGCGCGGCAAUGCUGUACUACAAGCAGUCGGCCUACCUCACUCUAGGGGGCGAUGCGGGAAACGGAGGGUAUUCCCAGGAGGUGCUAUUUCUGAGGUGUCAGGGUAUACACUUUGGGGCAGGAGUGAUUGACCAGCUGGCAAAUGGGCCGGGUGGUUGGGAGGAGAAGAUGUGGAACUUGGCGUACGCGUUCAGAGGGCCUACGUUGGUCACUGUCGCAGUGCCAGAUGAAUUUGAGAUGCAAAAGAGGACGAAGGCGUUGGGAUUGAUGGAGGGGUCACUGAAGUAUCUGGGGUGUAAGCUGAGUGGCUAUUAUGGGACGGCGGUGAAAAGCCGGUGUUGUCUAGAUUGGUAG
Cryptococcus wingfieldii CBS 7118 is the source of this 783-nucleotide messenger RNA. RefSeq lists its product as hypothetical. The record is from RefSeq and is a predicted model, not a curated record. The coding region runs from base 1 to 783 and encodes 260 amino acids. NCBI's taxonomy places the organism in Eukaryota, Fungi, Basidiomycota, Tremellomycetes, Tremellales, Cryptococcaceae. The transcript has a single exon.